Messenger RNA from Salmo salar (Atlantic salmon), 8616 nucleotides. Lineage: Eukaryota; Metazoa; Chordata; Actinopteri; Salmoniformes; Salmonidae. The record is from RefSeq and is a predicted model, not a curated record.
AGAACUUGGACUAUAGGAGCGGACAUGCAACAAGAAAAAUGGGAACUUUGUUUCGACCCUGCAUGAGGCUGGAGGUGGAACUUUUGUCUUAAUCCAGCAGUUUAAAAGGGACUGCCAGCAAAUGAGUUCCUUCAGAACUGCUCUAUGUGUAAAGAAAGGCACAACCGUACUGUAAAAGGAUAGCGGAGGACUCUGUAGUCAUGCCGACCCGAAAGAUAACACUGCUGGAAGCCUGGGAGAGGCACAGGACCUUUCGAAGGAAGAAAGCUAAGGACCUGAAAAUAUGUCCUCAUCUACUCCCACUGCUGAGAGACCCCAGUGUGGUUGCAUCUCUCACCCAGCAGAAUGCCAAGAUGGUCGCCUUGCUCCCUCCCCCAGGCACCGAAGUGUUCCGCCACUUCACCCUUGACUCGCUGGUGGAGAUUGAUAGGCGGAUGGCCGAGGAAGCAAAGGAGCAGGAGAGACAAAAGACCCUGAACAUUGAGGUGGCAAAGCCAGCCGUCGACCUGGAGGCCGGCAAGACCCUGCCGUUCAUCUAUGGAGACCCACCAUGUGAGCUGUUCAACACGCCCCUGGAGGAACUGGAUCCUUUCUACAAAUCACACAAAACCUUUAUUGUCAUCACCAAAGGGAAUACAAUCUUCAGAUUCAAUGCUGAGCCUGCCUGCUACAUUCUGACUCCCUUCAGUAUUCUCAGGAGAGGAUCCAUCAAAAUUGUCAUGCAUUCAUUGUUUAGCAUGUUCAUCAUGUUGACAGUCAUGUUCAACUGUGCAUUUAUGACGAUGAGUGACCCACCGGCAUGGAGUAAAACUGUUGAAUAUGUUUUCACUGGUAUCUAUACCUUUGAGGCAACAAUUAAAGUGUUGUCCAGUGGCUUCUGUUUUGGAGAUUUCACAUACUUUCGAGAUCCAUGGAACUGGCUGGAUUUCAUGUUGAUCAGCAUGACGUACCUCACAGAGUUUGUUGACCUGGGCUCCGUGUCUGUCUUCAGGGUUUUCCGUGUACUCCGAGCCCUUAAAAUAAUCACUGUAAUUCCCGGUCUGAAAACCGUUGUGGGCACUCUGAUCAUGUCAGUGAAGAAGCUGGCUGAUGUGAUGAUCCUAACAGUGUUCUGCCUGGCUGUGUUCGCUAUGAUCGGCCUGCAAAUGUUCAUGGGAACCCUGAAGCAGAAGUGUGUUCGCUGGCACCCUGGGGAAUGGAAUUUCAGCUCCACCGACAUGGACAAUAUCCCUAUGGCUAAUGGUUUUAAUGACGUUAUGGACUACAAUGGCACAAACACCGGCAACAGCACGUGGGACUUCAAGGCAUACAUCAACGAUAAUGCGAACCAUUACUUCCUUCCUGGAAUGUUAGACGCUGUUCUUUGUGGAAACUCUUCUGAUGCUGGAAAAUGUCCUGAAGGAUACAUGUGUAUGAAGGCCGGAAGGAAUCCCAACUAUGGAUACACAAGCUACGACAGUUUUGGAUGGGCCUACCUUGCCCUAAUUCGGCUCAUGACACAGGACUUCUGGGAAAAUCUACUCCAUCUGACUCUUCGCUCAGCAGGGAAAUCCAACAUGAUUUUCUUUGUGGUGGUGAUCUUCCUGUGCUCGUUCUACCUGAUCAACCUGAUCCUAGCUGUGGUGGCCAUAGUGUAUGCUGAGCAGAACGAGGCCACCAUGGCCGAGGCCAAGGAGAAGGAGGAGGAGUAUGCCAUGAUCAUGGUGCAGCUGAAGGAAAGGAGAGAAGCGGAGGUCAAAGAGAGGGCCAGUGGACCCAAGGGGAGUAAGGACCAGCUGGAAAUAGCAGGCCUUCAGAAGAAGACGCACAGUGUCUACAGCCAAGAUGCCAUGGACGAUUUGGAGGAGGAACUGAGGCCUUGUCCGCCUUGCUGGUACAAUUGUUCAGACGUCUUCCUGAAAUGGAACUGCUGUGUGCCCUGGGUGACUUUCAAGAAGUGGAUGUACUUCAUAGUGAUGGACCCAUUCAUGGACUUGUUCAUCACCAUCUGCACUGUACUCAACAUCAUAUUCAUGGCUAUGGAGCACUACCCCAUGACAAUACAGUUUGAAGAAAUGCUGAGUGUGGGGAACUUGGUCUUCACAGGAAUCUUCACAGCAGAGAUGGUGCUAAAGCUCAUCGCCAUGGAUCCGUACUACUACUUCCAGGUCGGGGGGAACAUCUUCGACAGCAUCAUUGUGGCAAUCCGCCUGAUGGAGCUGUUGCUGGCCGACAUCCCGAGUCUGUCCGUGCUUCGCUCCUUCCGUCUGAUGCUUGUUUUCAAGCUGACCAAAUCCUGGCCCACACUCAACAUGACAAUCAAGAUCAUCGGUAAUUCAGUGGGCACCCUGGUUAACAUCACUCUGGUCCUGGCCAUCAUCAUCUUCAUGUUUGCCGUGGGGGGCAUGCAGCUCUUCGGCAAGAGCUACAAAGACUGUGUCUGCAAGAUCUCCUUGGACUGCAUGCUGCCCCGCUGGCACAUGAAUGACUUCUUCCACGCUUUUCUCAUCAUCUUCCGGUUGCUGUGCGGAGAGUGGAUCGAGAGCAUGUGGGACUGCAUGGAGGUGGCCGGACAGGGCAUUUGUCUCGUCGUCUUCAUGAUGGCCAUGGUCAUCGGUAAACUAGUGGUGUUGAACCUCUUCUUGACCUUUCUGCUGAGCUCGUUCAGCCGUUACAACCUGGCGGCUCCAGAGGAGGACGGGGAGAUGAACAACCUGCAGAUCGCCACCAGCAGGAUCACCAGGGGCAUCGACUGGGCCAAGGCAUACGUCAUCAAACAGUUCUGCAUUAUCAUAGGCAACCAGCCUAAGGAGGAUGGAGACGGUGCAAGUAAUGGGGAUUCGGAUGGCCUCCCAAAGGACUGCUUGGCUUUGACAAAUAUAAAUUCCAGUGACAACCCAAAGGCUGAUUUGGAGCUCAAAGUGCUGGAUGAUGUUAACCCAAGUGGAUUUCUUACAAAUGCGAAUUUGACCCUGGAUGUACCUAUUGCCAAAAUGGAGUCGGAUGAUGAUGAGGAUGACCGCUCUGAAGAGAAAGGAGACGGCGCAAAUGAGGAUGCUAAGCUAAGGAAACAUAUUGCACAGGACAAUGCCUCUUUGAUCUGCAGGACAGUGAACAAUCCCCCUGAAGUGGAGAAAGAAGAGGCAAAUCUCACCAGCCCUGAGAACUGCUGGACUAAGAAAUGUAUUGGACGAUGCCCUUGCCUUGAUUGUGACAUCACCACGGGCAAAGGAAAAACUUGGUGGAACUUCAGGAAGACAUGCUUCCUCAUUGUGGAGCACAACUACUUUCAGUCCUUUAUCAUCUUCAUGAUCCUGAUAAGUAGUGGAGCUUUGGCUUUUGAAGACAUACACAUUGAACAGCGCAGGACCAUAAAAGUCAUCCUGGAAUAUGCUGAUCAAGUCUUCACCUACGUGUUCAUUAUUGAGAUGCUCUUGAAGUGGGUGGCUUACGGAUUCCAGGCCUACUUCACAAACGCAUGGUGCUGGCUGGACUUCCUCAUUGUGGAUGUGUCUAUGAUUAGUUUAACGGCUAACAUCCUGGGCUACGCUGAACUUGGGCCAAUCAAAUCUCUUCGAAAGUUACGGGCUUUGCGGCCCCUCCGCGCCCUGUCCAGAUUUGAGGGAAUGAGGGUGGUGGUGAACGCUCUAGUGGGGGCCAUUCCUUCCAUCGUCAAUGUGCUUCUAGUGUGCGCCAUCUUCUGGCUCAUCUUCAGCGUCAUUGGAGUCAACAUGUUUGCUGGGAGGUACUACUACUGCUUCAACACCACGUCUGAGGAGAUAUUCUCUGCUGACGUUGUGAACAACAGGACCGAAUGCUUACAACUAAUGGAGGGUAAUAACGACGUGCGCUGGAUGAACUCAAAGAUCAACUUUGACAACGUGGCCAUGGGCUACCUUUCCCUCCUGCAAGUAGCAACAUUUAAAGGAUGGCUGGAUAUAAUGUAUAGCGCUGUGGAUGCACGUAUUGUGGAAGAUCAACCCAUAUAUGAGGAUAAUCUUUACAUCUACACCUACUUUGUCAUAUUCAUCAUCUUUGGGUUCUUCGUCAUGCUGAAUCUCUUCAUUGGUGUCAUUAUCGACAACUUCAACCAACAAAAAAAGAAGUUUGGUGGGAAAAAUAUUUUCAUGACAGAGGAACAGAAUAAAUACUGCAAUGCCAUGAAAAAGCUUGGUUCCAAGAAGCUACAGAAACCCAUUCCUAGACCCAAGAACAAAUUCGCAGGCAUUAUUUAUGACCUGAUCACCCAACAAUUCUUCGAGAUCUUCAUUAUUGUGCUGAUCUGCCUCAGCAUGGUACCGAUGAUGGUGGACUCGGACGACCAGAGCGAGGAGAAGGAUAAAAUCCUCUUCUUCAUCAACCUGGUGUUUAUCUUCAUCUUCAUCGCAGAGUGUAUCAUCAAGUUGAUCGGACUGCGGCAAUAUUAUUUUACCGUCGGAUGGAAUAUUUUAGAUUUUGUCGUCGUCAUUCUCUCCAUCCUCGGUUUACUGCUGGCAGACACUAUAGAGAAGUAUUUUGUCUCACCUACCCUUUUCCGUGUCGUAAGACUGGCCAGGAUUGGUCGAGUUCUGAGACUUAUCCGAGGAGCUAAAGGCAUCCGGACACUGUUGUUUUCCCUGAGGAUGUCACUUCCUGCUAUCUUCAACAUUGGGCUCGUGCUCUUCCUCAUCAUGUUUAUCUUCUCCAUUUUUGGAAUGUCCAACUUUGCGUAUGUCAAGAAGGAGGCGGGAAUAGACGAUAUGUUCAAUUUUGAAACGUUUGGCAACAGUAUCAUUUAUCUGUUCGUGAUCACAACCUCAGCCGGUUGGGAUGGUGUCCUCUCACCCAUGCUGAAUAGUGCACCUCCGGACUGUGACCCGGACAUGGAAAAUCCAGGCACAGAUGUAAGAGGCAACUGCGGCAGCCUUGGUUGGGGAAUUUGUUUUAUCUGCAGCUACAUCAUCAUUUGUUUCUUUCUUAUGGUCAACAUGUACAUUGCCAUUAUCCUCGAGAACUUCAAUGUUGCCAUAGAGGAGAGCGGCAACCCGCUGUGUGAGGAAGACUUUGAGAUGUUCUAUGAGACCUGGGAGAAGUUCGACCCUGACGCGUCACAAUUCAUCGCCUACGACAUUUUGUCGGAGUUCUGUGACACGCUUAAAGACCCGCUCAGGAUCCCCAAACCUAACGCAAUCAAGCUGAUCACCAUGGACCUUCCCAUUGUCCCUGGGGAUAAGAUCCACUGUCUGGACAUCCUGCGGGCGCUGACCACAGAGGUGCUGGGAGAAUCAGGGGAGAUGGACGCCAUGAAGGCGAGCAUGGAGGAGAAGUUCAUGGCCAACAAGCCCUUUAAAGUGUCAUGCAAGCCAAUCACCACCACCCUGAGGCGAAAGCAGGAGGCGGUAGCAGCUGUUGUUAUUCAGAGAGCCUAUCGUAAGCGUCUGCUGAGAAGUUCGAUGAAACUCGCUUCCUACAAGUACCGCGAGAAGAAAGAGUUAACCAAGGAGGACGAAGCGCCUCCAGAGCAGGAGGGAAUGAUUGCCAUCAGGAUGAGCAAACUGUAUGGAAGCCAACAAUCACUCGGAGUGGAUGAAACCGUUGUAGAUAUGGAUUCUUAUGUAAAUCGGGAGAGAAAAGAACUGACGCGACAACCUCCUGCGGAGACUACUGAAGCGCCGCCGCCUGUGGAGCUUCAGAACGAGAUCAUCUCGCACCCUGCCCCCUUUGCCAUCCCGGCCUCAACCCAUAACUCACAGCUGAAAGAGUCCCAUGUUUGAAUAGCUAGUGCAGCCAGUGGAUAAACACUGCAUCAUCAUGGUCUUCUGCCUUUGACGAUGAGACUGCUUCUUCAUCUCCAAAGUCCAACGUUGGCAUGUUUGGCUUGGGUCAGAGUCUGAGUUUCUUGCUAACUAAGUCUGAGGGACACAUUGUGCCCAGCCCACUGAAUCCAAGAGAUUGCAUAGAGAUGAUAACGAAUAUAGCAGUCAAUGUUAGUUGAUGUUGAUGAUAACCUGAAAUGUAUUGACUGAGAAAUCAUAGCUAUUGUUGGCAAGACAAUCACCAAAGCCUGAGCUGAAAGUUUGGGCCCAUUUAUGGAUGCAAGCCCAGUUGUGGUAGCAGACCCCUUUUAAUAUAUAGUUGAGAUCAAUUGAGAAUUAAAUAACCUAAGAGAUAGGUAGCAAUGUAUAAGAUAAUAAUAAGUUAAUUAAACUCCAUCUCACAAGUGAGUAGGGACCUGACUCCUAUGGUUUUACUCUUAACACAAAAACAUACCUUUUAGUCCCCUGAAAGUAAUUUAAUAAAUAUGUUCCUUUUUGUAUUUUUUUUAUACCUUUUUUAUUCAGCUCGUUGGGUUGGCAGGUAGCCUAGUGGUUCGAGCGUUGGACCAGUAACUGAAAGGUUGCUAGAUUGAAUACCCGAGCUGACAAGGUAAAAAUAUGCUGUUCUGCCCCUGAACAAGGCAGUUAAACCACCGUUCCUAGGCUGUCAUUGAAAAUAAGAAUUUGUCCUUAACUGACUUGCCUAGUUAAAUAAAAUAUUCUACUGCACUUGCAGUAUAUAUUGCAACAAAAAAGGCAAGCAAUAUUCUCAUCUGUAUCUUCAAAGUUUAAAUAUGACUCCAAAAACAGGAUUCUCAAGAAGUAUUAGUUUUUUCAUAUGUAAUCUGACUUUUGGUACCUGUGUCAUUUUAAUCUAAACUUUUAGGACUUCCCUAUAAUUUUCCAAAUACCAGUACAAGAACGUCAAAUAAAAAUGUUAAAUAUAUUUUUUAUUGAAUACAAUUGUAUUUUGAAGUUAUUAUUUGUCUGGAGUUUGGUUUGAUAUAUUUGGCCAACACUUUUGUGUGUUCAUUUUAAGGUAUUAAAGCAAAUACUAACACUGGGAUUUAGAGUAUAUACCCAAAUAUAUUUAAUAAUGCCUUUAACAUCUGAAAAUGAGAAAACACUUUCAUGAAAAAACAGGUUUAGAAAACAGAUUGAGAAAUGAUUUGCGUUUGCAAUAAGGAUCGGACCCUUUUUCUCAAUUUUCACCUAAAAUGACAUACCCAAAUCUAACUGCCUGUAGCUUAGGACCUGAAGCAAGGAUUUUCAUAUUCUUGAUACCAUUUGAAAGGAAACAUUUUGAAGUUUGUGGAAAUGUGAAAGUAAUGUAGGAGAAUAUUAUAUUAGAUCUGGUAAAAGAUAACAAAGAAAAAAACAUGUGUUUUUUUUUGUACCACCAUCUUUGAAAUGCAAGAGAAAGGCCAUGAUGUAUUUUUCCAGCCCAGGCGCAAUUUAGAUUAUGGAAAUGUUUUUUGUUACUUACACCCUCAUGCUAAUCACAUUAGCCUACGUUAGCUCAAUUAACCGUCCCACGGGACACACACACACACACCCCUAUCACGUAGAGGUUAACUAAUUCUGCUGAAUAACAAUUAAUUUGUCAAUUUUUUACAAGGUCAGUUCCUUUGUUGAAUUUCUUAAUUUUCUGUAUAUUUUCCUUUGAUUAUAUUUUUAAGGAAAUUAACUUUCCUUUUUAGUUUUUCUCAUUGUAGUAACACAAGUAACCUACUGUAUUAACACAAGUACUACUAACACUGUUCGGUUUUUAAUCUGCAAUUAUUUGCGCUAUUAAGCAGCAUGAUAAAAAUUUAUAAUUACAUAUUUUCACAAUAGUUGCACAUGCUGAAAAUGUACUGGUCAGUUUAUUGGAACAUGGGGCUUGUAACACCAGAGUUGUUGUUUGGAUUUUCACAAGGGGCACAUACUAUAUGUGUUAACUGAGUCACUUCGGAUAAAAGCUUCAACUAGAAUGACCAGUCAUAACACAGAAAUAUCUUAAUCAUGGGAAUACAGUAGGAAAGCACUUUGAAACCUUGUUUGUACUAGAGAAUGAAGCCUUGUUAGGAAUGCAGCUUAUUCAUUAAAAAAUGUGAUGUUAACUACUUUUUAAUUAUACUUUAAUAUCAAUCUCACCUAAAUGUGUGUACAGUAUCUUACACAAUCUCUGUCUGGAGAGGCACAUUUUACAAUAGAUACUAAUACAUUCCGAUAAGCACAAUCAAGCACACUGCAAUUUCUUUGGGAAACGUGUAUUGUAAAUGCAUGGGUUAAUUACACAUGCAUGGAACCAUCUUGAAACAAUGUGUGGAGGACAACUUAGGUAACAUAACUACAUUUUCUGUUUAUUUCAGGGAUUCAAUAACUCUAACCAGUUUUUACUUCAUUUGAAUUAAGGACAAAUACUAAGCUAGCAACUGCAUACUUUUGUACGUGUUUGUUAAACCAAGUGUGCCUAUUUGUAAGUGCUACCUACAACAGCAGUUCAUCCAAAGGGAGACUGGUUUGCCUGUAAAUCAUGUUCUACGCACUGUGUGAACAUUCAAGCAGAAGACCUUGGAAUUGUGAAAUGUAAAUAACAGAUGUCAUGCACCAUUGUUUACAAAAGUAAUACUGUGUGAAAGUGAUAGAGAAGGACGGUUAUAUUGCAUUUUUUACUGGCCUGUAAACAUUGUAUGUUCACUGCUCAAUUGUGGAGGAUUUUGGAGAUUGUAUUACCGAUAUGAAGAGUGUUUAAUUCAUGUAAUGAUAAACUAUAAAUGCAAAUACACAGCAGUACAUAUUAUGCUUUACAAUUUUACUUUUUAACAAUUCUAAUAAAUUUUUUAUUAAAAAAAAGAAA